Notechis scutatus (mainland tiger snake) is the source of this 1644-nucleotide messenger RNA. NCBI's taxonomy places the organism in Eukaryota, Metazoa, Chordata, Lepidosauria, Squamata, Elapidae. The record is from RefSeq and is a predicted model, not a curated record.
AUGACCGCCGUCCUGGCAUUCCUCGCGGUGGGCGGCUGUUUCCUGGCUCUGGCAGAGGAGGAAUUGGAUAAUACCAUUACAAUGGAGGAUCAGAUUUAUCUCCUUCUGGAGGCCAAAGCUCAAUGUGAACAAAACCUCACAGCUCAGGUACAAGAAGAAAGAGGAGAGGAGUGCUUUCCAGAAUGGGAUGGUCUAAUCUGCUGGCCCAGGGGGUCAGCAGGAAAAACCUUAGCUAUGCCUUGCCCUUCUUAUAUCUAUGAUUUUAAUCACCAAGGUAUGGCCUUCCGUCAUUGUAAUUCAGAUGGAACAUGGGCUUAUGUGCACAGUUUAAACCGAACAUGGUCUAAUUAUUCUGAGUGCCUCCAUUUCCUACAAACAGAAAUCAGUCUGCGAAAGAGGAAAUUCUUUGAACAUCUCUCUGUCAUGUACACAGUGGGAUACUCCAUUUCCUUCUCCUCUCUGGCUGUGGCUAUUUUCAUCAUUGGCUACUUCAGGAGGCUCCACUGCACCCGGAAUUGUAUACAUCUGCAUUUGUUUGCCUCUUUCAUGCUCAGAGCUACCAGCAUUUUUAUUAAAGAUAAAGUUGUUCAUCCUCAUUUUGGAGACAAAGAUUUUGACUCACUACUCACAAGUGACCUACAAAAUAUUAUACAGACUCCGGUAAUGGACAUAUCUCAGUAUGUGUGGUGCAAGAUUACUGUGGUGAUGUUUAUUUACUUCUUGGCAACAAAUUACUAUUGGAUCUUGGUCGAAGGUCUCUAUCUCCACAGCUUAAUAUUUGUGGCUUUCUUUUCGGAAACCAAGUACCUAUGGGGUUUUAUCUUAAUAGGCUGGGGUUUCCCAGCUGUCUUUGUGGUGGCCUGGGCAGCAGUCAGAGCAGCAAUGGCAGAUGCAAGAUGCUGGGAGCUUAAUGCUGGAAAUAUAAAAUGGAUAUACCAAACUCCAAUUUUAGUGGCUAUUGGGCUGAACUUUGUCCUGUUCCUGAAUACUGUGCGAGUGCUGGCCACAAAAAUUUGGGAAACUAAUGUUGCUGGCUACGACGUCAAAAAGCAAUAUAGAAAACUAGCAAAAUCCACUUUAAUUUUGAUCCUCGUCUUUGGUGUGCAUUACAUUAUCUUUGUGUGCCUACCUCACACGUUCACGGGGUUAGGCUGGGAGAUCCGGAUGCACUGUGAACUCUUCUUCAACUCAUUUCAGGGCUUUUUUGUCUCUAUCAUCUAUUGCUACUGUAAUGGAGAGGUGCAGGCUGAGCUGAAGAAGACAUGGGAUAAGUGGAACUUGGCCAUGGACUGGAAGAGGAAUGUGCCUUGUGGGAAUUCUCACUGUGGUUCUGUCCUCACUAACAUGACUCAGAGUGUCAGCAUCCAGGCUCAGGUGGGUGCCAGCUCCCGUAUGAGGCUGGUUUCCAGCAAGGCAUGCAGGAAUGGCCCAGGACAGAUUGAUGCCCAUAUAAAUUUGCCUGGGUAUGUUAGGAGCAACUCUGAACAUGAUUGCAUGCCCCAGUGGGCUCAGGAAGAGGCUGAUGAAGAGGAAGAGAAGAGGCUGGAUGGUAUUUCUCUCAACAAACCUUCUAGACUUCAGAACAAUCGUGCAUGUUUUCUUGAGGAAGAAGCAAACCAAAUGGAAAUAGAGGCCUCACUUUAA